GUAACUCCACGACCUACUACGACAACCAGUGCAGCUCCUGCUACAACAACAACAACUUCAGCUCCUACGACAACCACAACAACAGCACCUCCAACAACUGUAGCUCCCACAACAACUGCAGCUCCUACAACAGCUUUAGCAUCUACGAUAACCACUGCAGCCCCAACAACAACAACUGCUGCUCCUACGACCACUACAGCUCCAGAACCUAUUACGACAACCACUGCAGCUCCUGCUACAACAACAACAACUUCAGCUCCUACGACAACCACAACAACAGCACCUCCAACAACUGUAGCUCCCACGAUAACUGCAGCUCCUACAACAGCUUUAGCAUCUAUGACAACCACUGCAGGCCUCACAACAACAACUGCUGCUCCUACGACCACGACCACUACAGCUCCAGAACCUAUUACGACAACCACUGCAACUCCUACUACAACAACUACAACAGCACCUACUACAACACCUGCAGUUCCUACAACUACGACAACCACUGCAGCUCCAGCUAAAACAACUACAACUUCAGCUCCUACGACAACCACAACAACAGCACCUCCAACAGCACCUCCAACAACUGUAGCUCCCACAACAACUGCUGCUCCUACAACAGCUUUAGCAUCUACUUCAACCACUGCAGCCCUAACUACAACAACUGCUGCCCCUACGACCACUGUAACUCCACGACCUACUACGACUACCAGUGCAGCUCUUACUACAACAACUACAACUUCAGCUCCUACGACAACCACAACAACAGCACCUCCAACAACUGUAGCUCCCCCGAUUACUCCUGCUCCUACAACAGCUUUAGCGUCUACUUCAACCACUGCAGCCCUAACUACAACAACUGCUGCCCCUACGACCACUGUAACUCCACGACCUACUACGACAACCAGUGCAGCUCUUACUACAACAACUACAACUUCAGCUCCUACGACAACCACAACAACAGCACCUCCAACAACUGUAGCUCCCACAACAACUGCAGCUCCUACAACAGCUUUAGCAUCUACGAUAACCACUGCAGCCCCAACAACAACAACUGCUGCUCCUACGACCACUACAGCUCCAGAACCUAUUACGACAACCACUGCAGCUCCUGCUACAACAACAACAACAUCAGCUCCUACGACAACAACAACAACAGCACCUCCAACAACUGUAGCUCCCACGAUAACUGCAGCUCCUACAACAGCUUUAGCAUCUAUGACAACCACUGCAGGCCUAACUACAACAACUGAUGCCCCUACGACCACUGUAACUCCACGACCUACUACGACAACCAGUGCAGCUCUUACUACAACAACUACAACUUCUGCUCCUACGACAACCACAACAACAGCACCUCCAACAACUGUAGCUCCCACGAUAACUGCAGCUCUGACAACAGCUUUAGCAUCUACGACAACCACUGCAGCCCUAACAACAACAACUGCUGCUCGUACGACCACUACAGAUCCAGAACCUAUUACGACAACCACUGCAGCUCCUUCUACAACAACUACAACUUCAGCUCCUACGACAACCACAACAACAGCACCUCUAACAACUGCUGCUCCUACGACCACUGUAACUCCACAACCUACUUCGACAACCAGUGCAGCUCCUACUACAACAACUGCUGUUCCACCGACCACAGUGACUGCAGCACCUUCUACAAUAACUACAACUUCAGCUCCUACAACAACCAAAACAACAACUGUAGCUCCCACGACAACUGCAGCUCCUACAACCGCUUUAGCAUCUAUGACAACCACUGCAGGCCUCACAACAACAACUGCUGCUCCUACGACCACGACCACUACAUCUCCAGAACCUAUUACGACAACCACUGCAGCUCCUACUACAACAACUACAACUUCAGCUCCUACGACAACCACAACAACAGCACCUACUACAACACCUGAAGUUCUUAAAACUGUAGCUCCCACGACCACUCCACCUGCUACCACUGCAGCUCCUGCUACAAAAACAACAACUUCAGCUCCUACGACAACAACAACAACAGCACCUCCAACAACUGUAGCUCCCACGAUAACUGCAGCUCCUACAACAGCUUUAGCAUCUAUGACAACCACUGCAGGCCUAACUACAACAACUGCUGCCCCUACGACCACUGUAACUCCACGACCUACUACGACAACCAGUGCAGCUCUUACUACAACAACUACAACUUCAGCUCCUACGACAACCACAACAACAGCACCUCCAACAACUGUAGCUCCCACGAUAACUGCAGCUCCGACAACAGCUUUAGCAUCUUCGACAACCACUGCAGCCCUAACAACAACAACUGCUGCUCCUACGACCACUACAGAUCCAGAACCUAUUACGACAACCACUGCAGCUCCUUCUACAACAACUACAAUUUCAGCUCCUACGACAACCACAACAACAGCACCUCCAACAACUGCUGCUCCUACGACCACUGUAACUCCACAACCUACUUCGACAACAAGUGCAGCUCCUACUACAACAACUGCUGUUCCAACGACCACAGUGACUGCAGCACCUUCUACAAUAACUACAACUUCAGCUCUUACGACAACCACAACAACA
Oncorhynchus kisutch (coho salmon) is the source of this 2562-nucleotide messenger RNA. Its product is annotated as mucin-5AC-like. The transcript has 4 exons. The annotation marks the transcript as partial. The record is from RefSeq and is a predicted model, not a curated record. Lineage: Eukaryota; Metazoa; Chordata; Actinopteri; Salmoniformes; Salmonidae.